Pistacia vera is the source of this 810-nucleotide messenger RNA. RefSeq names its product receptor-like protein 53. The coding region runs from base 1 to 810 and encodes 269 amino acids. The transcript has 2 exons. Gene Ontology annotation, molecular function: protein binding. NCBI's taxonomy places the organism in Eukaryota, Viridiplantae, Streptophyta, Magnoliopsida, Sapindales, Anacardiaceae. The record is from RefSeq and is a predicted model, not a curated record.
AUGGGAUUCAAAUUUCAUUAUAAUCAAGUUCUCUGCCUCCUCUUCUUGUUCUUGUAUGCUCGUUUUGAAGUCAAUUCAACAGUCAUAUGCAAUCCCAAAGAGAGUCUUGCCUUGCUCCAAUUUAAGAACACCAAUGCAUUUAAUGUUACUGUGUCUUCUUCUGCUGAAGAUGUUUGUACUCCUCAGACACUCUCUUGGGUGGAGCGUACAGAUUGCUGCUUUUGGAAAGGAGUAACAUGUGAUAAUGCAACAGGGCCAAUUCCAGCAUCAUUUGGGAACCUCACUCAACUCACUGCUUUGUGGCUCGAUGAAAAUGCUUUAACCGGUCAAGUCCCAUCAUCAAUAUCAAAGCUAGAGCAGCUUACUUAUUUAGAACUUUCAAUCAACUCGUUGGCAGGUCAGAUUCCAAAUUUUGGUAACCUUAGUAAGCUGACAUUUUUAAGUCUUUCAUGGAAUAAUUUUAGUGGUCCCCUCCCUUAUCAUGUGAGUCGUCUUCCGUAUUUAACCGACAUAGACUUGUCUCAUAACUUUCUCAGUGGUAAAAUGCCAUCAGAGUUGUUCAGUUUGCCAUCUUUGCAGAGUUUACAACUCAAUGAUAAUACAUUCUCCGCUCCUAUUGACCAAUUCGAGCCGUCUAAUUCAUUGUCUGAUGUUGAUUUGAGUAAUAAUAAGAUAAGUGGUUCAAUUCCAAGUUCCAUGUUUAAACUUGAGAAACUUCUCUUUAUCUUUCCUCAAAUAACUUCAGUGGCACUAUCCAAUUGGACAUAUUACUGCAACUACAUACCUUCGGGGGAUUAUUCUUUCAUAUAA